GUUUUGUUUAUUUUUUUCAAUACUUUGCCUAAGUUAAACUUUUGAAUUGUACUUCUUUUCUUUUCUCUCUUGGCCUACUCUUUAGUUGGAAGACAGGAAGUUCAACUGCGAAUCGCGGCGUUCAAUCGGUCAAUUAUUGUGUUCAUAAAGAAACUUCACUGGCUAUUCCAGAGACCAGCUCUGGAUAAAAGUUGUGUUUCAGUGAUGUGACAGAGUUUGUAGGGCUCCAUCUCCUAUCAACAUGGAUGCUUCCUCAAGUGAUGCAUUCCAACAGUUCCUUGAUUUCAUCACUGUGGCUCUGGAAGGAGAGAAUCCAAAGCUCAUUGAACUGGUGCAGAAACGUUAUGAAGAGUGCGAUGAAGACUUUCGCAACUCCCCCAAGAUGCUGGCCCUGUUGGAGCAAACACGCAGGCUCAUGGAGACUGAGAAAGCACGCAUGUUUGUUCACCUCAAGGACUUUGUCAACGAGCUGAAGGCACGCCCCCGGAGCAAGAAAAUCAAGCGAGCUGCGGAGAGAGCUGGGCCAUCCUCAGUGCAGGCCUCGUCUCUGGUAACAACAGGUCAGCCAUAUUCCUUUCAUCAUCUUCAGAAGUGUCGUGUUGUCUUAGUAAAACUGGAAGCGCAGGAUAUUCAGGGUGGGUUUGAGAGGAAGCCAACGUUAUCUAGAUGGGAGGUGAGGAGAAGGCAAACUGGAAGACGGCGUUCCUGCACCAUAGGCGAUGGGAGAGUGGCAGAGGCCAGCACCAUUUAUACUCUGAGUCCUUCAAGUGGACAAUGUAAGGAGGAAGUGUCAGAUAACAUAAACAGCAGAGCGGAAAGCAACUUACCAACUCUUUGUGCUACUCGCACUAUCCCACUGCCCUGUGUUGCUGGUUCGUCGUCAUCGCUGUUGACAGAGAAAGGAGGUGGAGAUAGUGAGCCAAGACGGUCUGGCUCUCCACAAUUUUCAUUUGGCUUUGGUAAGACUAAUGUUGUUCGUGGAUUGCAGACAGCCAGCUUUGGCUGGAGCAAAAAUUAUGAGCGUAAGCACAGGUCUGUUUCUCGAUUUGUUUCUGUGGUGGAUGUUGACACUAGUCAAGACCAAUCUCCUGUCGACAUUGUUAUGGAUACAACCUCCAAUAGCAAUUUCCCCUCCUUCCAUGGAAGACUGAACAAAGGCGAGUCCCCUUUCCAAACCAAGGGCAAAAGUAAAGCAGCAUCAGAUCAUGCCAAAGUUUUAUUAGACACACAACCCGUUACCGGAGUCCCUGGCACUCUGCCUCAUGCAGAGCAUAACUCACCACUUGCACCUUCACCAUGUCAAUCUGACGACACUACUUCAUUGCUCAUGGAUUGUGAGACCUUUUCUGGCGAUGAAACUCUGUCAUAUGUCUCUGAGUCACUCACUCUCGAUUCGCCCCCAGCAUCAUCUCAACAGCAGUCUGAUGUUUUGUCAGUGAUGCCGAACAAGCGUUUGAUGCUAUCAGAAGACGACACAACUAAGUCUUGUCUGUCUGAAACUCAUGCUUUCCACUCCCUUUUAGCCCAGGCACACCCUGACAACACAUCACUGUUGCCCCACCAUUGUGGGAUGUCUUCUGAAGAUGACGACACACCGUCUCAUCUUUCACAGCUGCAUGCAGUAAUUUCACCUAAUGCAUUAUUUCACCCACAUAGUGAGCACACAUCACCAGUGCCUGAAAAUCUUGCUCUGAUUGCUGAAGAAGACAAAUUGUCUCUUCUCUCGCAUGAUGGGAGUCACACGUUAUCAUUACCUGACCCCCAGCUGUGUGACGAUAAUGACCCAUCAGGACCCAUCUCACGGCACAUACGAUUGAAAGUGCCUGUCGUUUUAAUCACCAAACUUGACCCAAGUACAAGCAGUUAUAGUUAUAGUAAAGAACCUCGGUUUUCCACAGGUGGUGAUGGCUCGUCUAAGUUUAACUCUGAGAAGACAGGUGAAUCAGAUGCGGAGGCCAGCACUUCGAAACAGUCUGUCUCCAAGACUGAGAAACAGAGUGUGGUAGUUUUGUCAACUGGUGAUUAUGAUGAACAGAAGGGUCCAGCAUGCUCCCGAAAGACCUCUGAAACCCCAGAACUCGUGCCCCCAAAAUCGGACAUGCCAUCAAAGGAUGCAGGCCCUUCCUCCGCCGAUGAGUUUGAAACACCAACCUCUUUGGGAAAAUUGAAAGAGGAGCCAAUGUCCUGGUGUCCCGCUCCAGGAAGGUCUGCUGAAUCUCCCACACCUGCAUCGCUCAGCCUAGACAGUGGCAGAGACAAGAAGAAGCAGAAGCAUGUGAAAAAGUUGGAGGAUCUUCUCGAGUCUUUGCGGAAUGAGAUUGAGAAAGCGCAGGAGAGGGAGCUGAGCCUGGAGGACAUGGAGGCGGAAGACUCCUCCUACAUCUAUGAGGACAAACUGAAGAAAAAGUUUGUGGCUGCCUGGACCAAACUGUGUGAGAUCACAGGCCGUACUGUGACUACAGGCCGCCCUACAGAGAAGAGCAUCCGCUACAAAGGUACUAGGUACAAAGAGAUCAACCGACGUCUUGAAAAGUUCCUCAACAAACGGAAGGUGUUCCCCGACUUCCACGAUGUGAAGGCUGUCAUCGCGUCAUGCAACAAAAAGUACAAGCUACAUAUGAGUGGGCCCCACAUCAACGAUGUGGCCAGGGAAGCAUUUGUGGACAUCGGGGAGGAGUUACAGAAGAGACGACAUGAGGACUUCAUCGCCACUUUAGGCAACAGGCGAACUGAUGCCCUGAGGUUCAGUAGUGGACCGGAUCCCUACCUUUGUGAUGCACGUCUAAGGCAAAAGCUGGAUGCAAACCGGAGAGUGGGCAAAUCUAAUUUAGACCAUGUGAUUGCAAAGUACACUAAGCUUCAGAAUCAAAUUGGCACAAGUGACCUUGAGGACGACGACGAUGAUGACGAGGAAGAGGAGGCGAGUGGCGAGAGCCAGUGUAGAGGCGACAUGGAGAGUGGCAGAGGAGAUGCCAGUGAUGAGGAGGGUGUGACGAUUGAAGUUGACGUUGCUCAAGGCUCUGAUGAUGACAAUGAGGAUAUCAUCAAGGCAAGUGGACGCAGGACCUUGUCUGAUCUGUACCCGAGUUCUCCUCACAAGACCAAAGGUGCUGGUCAAAACGAUGUGGGGGUGGACAUGGAAGAUGGCGAAGAAGCUAUAUCUACCUCGCCGGACAAAGUGUGUCACAGGAACAUCUACAGUAGCCAUCCGGUGGGCAAGCGGUCUGUUCCAAGUUUCCUUCAUCGCAGCCUAGCUGUGAACCCGUAUCUGCACCCAGCAGGGGGCCAUCUGGACAGUGGGAAGGAGGAGGGUCCGAGUAAGAGGAGAGUACAGCUGAAGAGUGUGGUUUCAUCCGAUUCUAAGCAACCGAAUGACGAGAACACGCCAAGUGUUAGUGAUGCAACAGCGGACAAAAAUGUUUUACAUCACUCCCGAACCACUGAGGAGAAUGAAAACGAUUCUGAUGAUAAUUCGGAUGAGUCAAGUGCCUCUAGUGAAAAGGGAGAUGAUGAUGAGGAGGAGGAGGAGGACUGUGAUGUGUUGGUGGUACCUUCUGAUUCUGAGAGUGAAGCUUCAACCUGUCCUAGCCCAGUCAGUGUCAUUGCUCUGAGCAGUUCGGAGGACGAGGCUGAUGAUGAUGCUCCCAGUGUGUCGAGAACAUCCGGCCAGCCCAAGAAGACACUGUUCUCUCAAGGUAAUUUGCUUAUCAAGAAGGAGCUUCCAGAUUCUGCUGCAGGGGACAAGGUGGAUGACUCUAGAACGGGCAAGCACGUUGCUUCGAACGUUUCUCCCCAGGAUAGCAAAGAGAAACAUCUCAGAGCUAAGUCGUCCCGAUAUUAUAUUGAUGUUGUUUUGGACACAGAUAAUGUGGAACGCUCCAUCCCCUCUUCCACUCAUGAAAACAAUGACAAGGCCGUGAAAUCUGACCGAAAAUUUCAGGGCAAAGAGGGAGAUAACAAUCAUAGUGCUUGUGGGAAAUUCAGAGAAGUUGGUAAAUGUACAAGUGAUAUUGGUCCUUCGUAUUCCCCGACGACAUGUGAUGAGGACAGCAGCAUUCAGAAUCAGGAAAGAGAUGCAGGCGGGGUUGGCAGUGAUGAAAACAUAGGUGGGGGUGAAGGUCAGUUUGUGGGGGCAGUGAAGAGUGUUGACAGAUCGAUCCAUGAAAACUUUGAUGAGUGCAGGGAGCGAGGGGCAGGAGAGGUGUGUGUGGACAAUUCGCAUGAGGUUGGAUGCUCGGAGGCCAGUGACAACGGUCCUGUGCUAGUCCUUGGUUCUGUGGUUGGGGGACAGGAGAUGGAGGAAGACUCUCCUGAUUCUGUUAGAAAAAGACGGGAAGGAGACAAAGAGAAGGCUGGAGAUAAUCACGGUAAUAAAGUUAUGAUUCUAGAAGAUGAGGCGGUUGUUGAGAGAGAGUCUGGGAGUGAGGCACUGAUGACUUCUGAGCAUAAUUUGACUGAAGGAGAUGUGGACAAGGCAAAAAGUUCUUUUGAAGUGGAAGAGACUGGGAAGGUUUCUUCACUGAGGCCUUUGGAAGAACAUUCUGACUCUGAGGGGAAAGAGGGUGAGGAAAAUGUUGUCAGCAAGAAGUCCAAAGGUAAAGAGAUGGAGGAAGAUGACAUACCCAUGGAAGCAGAUGGUCAGUGCCAUGAUGAAGAUCAAUUAGUGGCUGCCGUUGUCAGUCAGACUGAUGAUUUCAGCUCACCUUCCCCGGUGCCGUUUGACUUUUUUGAUGGCAACAGCUGUGAGGUGCCUGAGAAGUCUCAGUGUGAGGAUAGGGUUGGGGAUGUGUCGGCAAGUGUGUUGUGUUGUGAGGCGGUACCAGCGAGUCCGACAGGAAGUUGUUCACGGUCUGAUAAAGCCAAUGAGAAUCGUGAAAAAGAAAUUGGUGGCAGGGACGUGGCUGAGGCAAGUGUCAAGGAAUGUAGAGCUGAGAAAGUGCAAGAAGGUUGUACAGAAAAUAAUCAUGAACCAGAAGAGGUAACAGACAUAGGCAAAGAUACAGCGUGUGAGACUCCUGGUCAUAAUGAUAAUCAUGACCAGCCUAGCAGAGGAGGUGACAAAAUGCGGGAAGGUUCUGUUGAAAGUAAAGUCCAAUACCAUGCACUGGAAAGUGAUGAAAGUGCAGUCUGCCAGAGGGUAGAUAAUGGUGAUGACACAAGCUCACAGGACACAGUUGCAGGAAGUGUUUUGGUGACUACCUCGAAGACCACGCAGUUCCAGUCUCUGGCGGCGACUUCCCAAGAUGUUCUGGCGAAGACUGCUGAAGCCGAGGACUCUUGUCCUUUGCAGAAUGGUGAAAGUGUUGACAGCAUCUCCACAAAAAUUGUUGAUAGUGUGGAUGAUAAACUUUUAAAGCCGGUGAAGUGUGAGAUAAAUGUCAGCUCUGGUGGACAGUCUCGACUUUGUCUUGACGAUGAAGAUGAUGAUGAUGAUGAUGAUGAUGUGAUGAUAAUUUCUCAAGAAACUGAGAGCCGUCAGACGACAGAAGAGAAAAGUUCAGGAACCAAAUGCGUCUUUGGUUCUACUGUGCCGAACAAAGGGCGUGGGAUGGAAACAGAUUACAAAAAGGAAAAAAGCGCAGAUGUUGGCGACAGGAGUGAUAAAGGGAACAAAAAGUCUUCCUCUGACAGUGACGGCAACGACUCUGACGAUGUGACAAUUGUUGAAGUGGCAAGUUCAUACAAAGGGUGCAGUGUUGCUCAUAGUGCCUCUCAGUCUGUUUCAGGGAGUCGUAAUGCCAUCGGUACUGCCUCUUCCAAAGAAACUGUUCAUGUGAUAAAGUCAAGUCCAAAAACGAAAGAGUAUGAGGGAAAAAGUGUCUCCAUGGUUACCGAGCAGCUGCCCAUUAGUUCCUCUUCUGUGUCUUGUGAUAAUGUCACUGAGAGAGGAGGAGCUGCAGACAGAAAGACACAGUCUGUGGAGGAGGUUGAGAUUAUUGAACAAAUCUCUCCAACUGACAAAGAUAAGCUUCAGCAUUUGUCUCCUGAAAGCAGAUCCUCCAGCAAAGAGUUGGGGUGUAAAUCUCCAGAGGUGUACGAAGUGCCUGAUGAUAAUACUUCAGAUGAGAAGGUUAAUGAUAAAGCCACAAUGAAGUUAUCUUCUGAAUUAAGGAAAGAGAAUGUUGACAAAUGUGAAGAGGCAUACGGGGUGCUUCAUCAUACGGAAAAGGAUGGUAUUCAGGAAGAAAACAGGUGUUCAGAAAUGAGUAAGGAGGAUGACGGUCUGUCUGUGCUGGUCAGUGCCUGCAAAGUGAAACAGAACAAGUUGGAAGAUUGUCUUCAGAAGGAGGAGAUUGGAAGUAGUGGGAAGUUUGACAAGGGCAAAGAGAAGGUAGCUGGUCAUUCUAAGCCAACAGAGUCCAACAAGAAUAGGUCUUUCCUGGAGUCUCCAGAUGGUAAGAGCACUAAGUUCAAGUCUCCAGAUGUGUGUGAGUUGUUGGAUGAUGAUGAUGAUGAUGCUGAUGCUGAAGAAGACGGGAAAAAGGUGAACGAUUCUGUCAAGGCACAAGUGUCGUUUGAUUCAGGGAAGGAAGAUGUUGAACUGUCUGUUCUUGCCAAGUCCCCUGAUGUCAGUGAAGUGAUUGAUGAUAAUACUGAAGAAGUUGAAAGGGUCGAUGAUGAUGAUAUCACUUUUGUAAAAACGUGCUUGGGUUCAGCCAACAAGAGCCCGCUGUCAGUUAAUACAGAUGUGAGUGAAGUGAAGAAGAAUGUAGGGAAGGAAGUGGGGAGUGGAAAGAUGGAGUCAAAGGGAGAAUUGGAGAUGAAACUCACACAUUCCAAGUCUGAUGGUACUCAUGAAGGUGUGGUCGAAAGGAUUGAAACAGAUGAUGGAGGACGUGAUGGGGAGGCUGCUGGAUCUCAAGUUGCUAUGUUGUUAAAAUUAUCUGCCGUCAGUAAAGUUGGGGAGAAUGAUGCUAUAGAUGCCGUGGCUGAAAAAGGGAAAGACACAGUGAAAAAGUCUCAAGGGGAACAGAAUACUGGGGAAGAACGGACAUUUGUUUUGGAUGUUGUCAUAUCGGGCCACUCAGAAUCUGGUGAGAAAAAGGAGGAGUCGUCUGUUUGUCAAGAAAAUGAUAUUGUGGCUGGAGAUGCAGGCGUUUGUGAUGAUGUUGUUGAUGAACCAGAGAAUAAAAAUCCUAAAAUAGAGAAGACAGCACCGAGCUCACCUUGUCCUGUUGAAUUUCUGUUCCAGGAAAGUUCUGCCAGUGACGUAAUUGUCUGUGAAGAGGGCAGUGUUGAGACGAAUCCGGACAAUGAGAAAAACAAACGAGAGGGAAGUGGCAAGGAGCGGAUAGAUAUCAGGGAUACAGUAAAUGAGGCACCUUCUGAUGAUAAAUUAGGGAUGAAUGUAAAGAAGGAUAAAGAAAAGGAACUAAAUGAUGAUGGUUUGAGUGAUGGAGAGGCAGCUGAUAGUGGUUCGUUGACAAGAAAACGGAAAAAUGAUGAAAAAGAAUGGGUUUGUGAUGACAGUGAUGAUGGGGAUGACUGUAAGGUAGAGAAAGUGACAUCCGAAGGGAAGCCGUUCAAUAAAGGGACAAACGUGGAAGAGGAAUUGGAUAAUGAUGAUGACAAGACCGAUGAGGGGACGUCUGAAAAUAAGCAGUGGAGCAAACAGAGGAAAAAUUAUGAUUCUAGAAAGGAGCAAAAUGAUGAUGACGAUGAUGAUGUUAUUGCUAUUGGUGAGGAGCCAGGUCCCCCCAACAAAGCUCGUAAAGUUGACUCGACGCAAGUGAACAGUAUUGUGACCGAUGCUUUCAUCGACAAUGUGGCCCGUGAGGUGUUGAGCAAGACGUCUGGCACAUCAGCUAGCAAACCCCCCGCAUUUUUACCAGGGACGAGUCACCUCCAUCGGGGUUCUUAUCAUUCCAGACCAUCAUUGAUAUCCAGUGGCCCGCAGGUGAGACCCAAGGUCGAGACCUCUCAUGUACCUCAGUCACAUGUACCGCAGUCUCCUUACACUAAUAAUUGGCAGCAGAAACGUCAAAAUCGUCACCAUAUGCCGAACAUGUCACAUCUGCCUACGCCACAGCCACGUCGGGUCUCUGGCCUUUCGCCUCACUUUGGCAACAAACGUCAGUCGUUGGUGAACCCACGAGACUCGUUUAUUUCUAAACCAAGCAUUCACCGUGGACAGUUUGAGGGGGAAUCCAGAAGCCACAACGUUCGAGAUCGUAAAAGUUUUCAGAAUUCCCCCACAGGUGGUCUGAAAAUUGCCUCAGUGGUUAGUCUAAGCCAGCCUGGUUGCUCGAGUAGAGCAGACGUGAGGCCGAGCAGGGACUAUACUCACAACAUCAGGAAGGGACCUGUGCCUGGGUCUCACCACAGCAGGGGCUCCUUUAACAACAAGGUUCCCCAGAUGUCAGUCCCUGGGUCAAGCCACAGGCAUAUGGAUCGGCGGUUUGAUGUGCCCGGCAGCCGUCCGUCUCAUACUCAUAUGCCACAGUCUUCCUCUCUCCCCUCUCCUCGAUCGAAAACGCAUGUUGUCAAGACGCCUGACUUCAGUCACAAAAGAAAAAGUUUUGAUGGCGCUGAGAUAGUUCUUGACGAUUCUGACGAAGAGGACUCCAGAAAAAGAAAUAAAAAACAGAAAGUAAGCUCUGGACCCGUUGUGCAGAGUGUAAAAUCCUUGGCCCCCCCAAAUCCACAUCGCAGUGACAACUCAAGAGAUGGUAAUGUUCCUAAAAAGGGGAACAAAUUUCCUUCAUCGUUUGCGGGUGCUGCUGCAGGGAAGAAGACGAGUGACGUGAUUGAAUUGUCCGAUUCGGAAUAGACUUGAUUUUGUGCCUCAACAGUGAGAGUUGGUUGUUUCUUUUCCCAGUUGUAAAUGUUGCUGCCUUUUACCGGUGCUUUAGGGGCUUCGGAGAAAGCUGCUUGCUUUUCACAACCCGUUCUCCACUGGAUUCCCAUGCCAGCAGAAAGUGCUUUCAGUAGCAGGAAUAGACCAACCAAAACAGUAUUUAGGGAAUUUUUCCUCCUUCGGCCAGAAUUAUUCAGCCCAACAGUCAUGCCGUAUUUGUACAUAAUGUAUUUGGACGAAAUCCUUGAAUAAUAUCAACGGAAGCAGAUGUGUAAAAAUGUUUUUUGGCAGACGUGUUAUGAGUCGAGGUUUCAGGGCAAGUAAGAAUGUGCAAUGUAUUUUUACCAUAUUUGUAUUUUUUCCCCCCCAUUUUUCUUUAGAAUUGCAUGUAUGGAUUUUCUGCGUACUACAUGAGUUGUCUGUCUGAUGUCCACUAUGGAGUUUCUGUUUGUUUGGUCAACAGUGUUGAUUGCUUGUGUUUUAAGAGAUGGGUUGUGAGUGGGCACUCUUUGUCGUGUAGUCAAACCUUUUUCCUUUUCCUCAGUGUACCUAUCGAUUUUUUUUUAUGGGACCAUUAUCAUGCUGACUCUUCGCUGUAGCAAACUCAGGUCACCCUGGUGUGUACCAUACAUUGAAUCUAUUCAAUCAAAUAAUGACGUACAUAAUAAUAAUACCUAAAUUAUAUUGUAUUGAUCCCCGUGGGGAGGUGUGGGUUACAAUGGCAAAUAUAUAGAUAAAUACAUAAAUAAUACAUAAUUAUAAAUACAUACAUAAAGACAUGCACAAUAUUACACUAAUGCAGAACAAUUUCAUUAGCAUGCCAUUGCUGGUCGCCACUGUGCAGCGCCCUGUUUUUUUUAGCUGUGGUUAUCGUGUCUUGCUCAAGGGCACACACCCCAUUGACCACCCGUCGAAACCCUGUGUCGCUGACACUUGCUUGACCUCACUUUUAGGUCUGAACUCAUUACUCACUAAGCCACUGAUGCCUGGAUUGUGCCGCUGCUGGUUCGGCUGCUACACAAAAGUUAACAGAUGGUCAUGACGUGUUUUUUGGGGGGCUGUUGAUUGCAUUUUCUGGAUGAAUACUGAAUUGUACACAUAUACAUGUCAUUGUAAACAUUUGGUUGAAGUCUCCAUUAACACUUUCCUUGCGCACGCUGAGCUAGCAACUACGCAUUUCCUUAGCAGUUUGGCAUGUUUUAAAAAAAAGUGGAUUGUGAAGUCAACUUUUAUGCUACGGGUAUAAUUAAGGUAUCACUGGAAAGGAGAAUGUAAGCAAAUGCAGAUUAGUUGAAAGAAAGACUGUGUUUAAAUUAGUUAGUACUUAGACAGCCUAAAGAUAGAACAAACAUUGACAAAAACAGGACUCAUAAUUCAGAUAGCAUGUGCAACAUAUAAUGGUAAAAUGAAGAAUAAAACGCACUUACUUACAUUGAUAUUAUUCUUUGUAAUCAUCCAAGGUGUAGGAAAGUUAUAAUCCAUGAAAAAUAUAGUCCAGCAAGAGUGAAGUUUUCACAACAACAAAUGAAGUUCGAAAAAGAAUUCACAACAAAAAA
Aplysia californica (California sea hare) is the source of this 10353-nucleotide messenger RNA. RefSeq lists its product as uncharacterized. Bases 242 to 8770 code for a protein of 2842 amino acids. Lineage: Eukaryota; Metazoa; Mollusca; Gastropoda; Aplysiida; Aplysiidae. Gene Ontology annotation, molecular function: histone binding. The transcript has 10 exons. The record is from RefSeq and is a predicted model, not a curated record.